GAGACCAGAUAGAGUACGAGGUGUCAGACACUAUUCCACCCCGUGAGUCACUGAAGAAAGAUCCUCAGCAAAAGCUGUCUUGACUGUCUGGAAAGUUUGGCAUCGCCAGCUGUGCCCCGAGCCUCAGCGCUUGGCGAAGCACACCGAAUCACCGUUGCUCUUCCCUCAGAGACGGUGCCACACGGAAUUGGCCCCAGGACACAUAUCUCUGCGAAAUGUCAAGAGGAGAGAACCCAAUCAUAAACACUGGUGUUCCUGAGCAUUGUUGAGAGCAAAGAAGCAGGAUCUCUAUUUAUCCAGAAAAUAAGGGCAUAAAGUGAAUAGGCCAUCACCAACUGAAGUAUUAAGCUCAGGACACAUAUUUAAGUAGUCUUAAGGACCAUAGUUGGUCUGUUAGUGUACAGAAGGUUUUCAGUAGGCAUCAAACUUUUCGAAACAGUUUCGAAGUGCGGACAGUUUAGACAUGGAGGUCGCGACCGAUCAGUCUCGAUGGAUGGCCCAUCAUCAUGCGGUACUCAACGGCCAGCACCCAGAGUCCCAUCAUCACGGGCUUACACACAAUUACAUGGAGCCCAUGGCCCCUCUUCUGCCCCCGGACGAGGUGGAUGUGUUCUUGAAUCACUUGGACUCGCAGGGGAACCCGUACUACUCCAAUUCUCGGGCGAGAGUAUCAUACGGACAAGCGCACGCUCGUCUCACGGGAAGUCAGGUCUGCCGGCCACACCUCAUUCACAGUCCCGGGAUUCCUUGGCUGGACAGCGGGAAGGCAGCGCUCUCCGCCGCUCACCACAACGCCUGGGCGGUCAGUCACUUCAGCAAGCCCGGCCUGCACCCCGCCAGCGCCGGUUACCCGUGCAGCAGCAGCUCCAGCACCGCUCCCGUCUCCUCCCUCACAUCCGCAGCCCACUCCAGUCCACAUCCCCUCUACAACUUCCCCCCAACCCCACCGAAAGACGUCUCACCGGACCUCGGUCCUUCGUCUCCGACCUCAGUUUCUGCAAGAAUGGAUGAAAAGGAGUCCAUCAAGUACCAAGUGUCCAUCGCUGAUGGAAUGAAGAUGGAAGGAUGUAGUCCUCUUCGGGGAAGCCUGGCUAUGAGCGCCCAAACAGCGUCCACGCAUCAUCCCAUCCCCACCUACCCGACGUACUCUCUUCCCGCACCACACGAGUACGGCGGCGGUCUGUUUCAUCCUGGUACCCUCCUCAGUGGAUCCCCUUCGAGCUUCACACCUAAAUGUAAAAGCAAGACACGGUCGUGCUCAGAGGGGCGUGAAUGUGUGAACUGCGGAGCCACCUCCACCCCGCUGUGGCGGCGGGACGGAACGGGCCACUACCUCUGUAACGCGUGCGGCCUGUACCACAAGAUGAACGGCCAGAACCGACCCCUUAUCAAGCCAAAGCGCAGACUGUCUGCUGCGAGGAGAGCUGGCACCUGCUGCGCGAACUGCCAGACAACCACGACCACUCUGUGGCGGCGCAACGGGAACGGUGACCCGGUGUGCAACGCCUGCGGGCUCUACUACAAACUCCACAACGUCAACAGGCCACUGACCAUGAAAAAAGAGGGCAUCCAAACACGCAACCGAAAGAUGUCCAGCAAGUCCAAGAGGAGUAAACGAUCUGGCGAGGGUUUCGAGGAGCUCUCCAAGUGCAUGCUGGACAAGACCUCUCCGUUUGGCAGCGCCGGUGCUCUGGCAAGCCACAUGUCACACAUGGGCCACCUGCCACCGUUCAGCCAUUCUGGACACAUGCUGCCCACACCGACUCCCAUCCACCCCACAUUCAGCCACCCUCACCAUCCCAGCCGCUCUCCCGUCUGGGCCGAACCUCACUGAAGACCCACGCACGCUCGCUCACAUCCCCUUGACAGGGGCCUUGCGUUCGCUCCUACACAUCCCCUCCCCUCCCGUAAAGAAAUCAGGUGAGGGACGCCAAGGGGUCCGUGUCGGGCUCGUUUCCUGCUUGGACACUGCCGGUGAAGGUUUCAUCUCAUCAACAACAACGUAAACUUGUAUAGAGGACGGUUCACGCAUUUAUAAAGCACCUCUCCCUUCUGAGGAUCCUCACAGACAGAGCAUAGGGAGAGAGAGAGCUCUUUGCUUUUAGCUUUCGUUACAUUUUACUGAGUCACUUUGGUACUGUCCUGAAAGAGAGGAUGUGUGUUUGCAGAUUCACUGUGGCAGUUCCUUCGAAAAACGCUCUUCUCAGAAACUCUCUAGUUAAGGACUAGCUCUGACUCUCUGCGUACAUGAUAAGUCAAAGACAGAGAGACAGAACGAGAGAAGACCACUAAGUUUAUCCCCCUAACAUGCUGGAAUACACCAUCAUUCCCUCUGAGUGGACUCGACGUGGAUACGACAUACAGGCAAAGAAAUGUUUAUAAAGUUGAAUUGUUGUUAUCGUUAUUAUUAUUAUUAUUAUGAUAAUUUAUUUUCACUCUUUAUCUCUUAUUUCGCUUUCCUCAGAACACAUUGUCAUAUUAUAAAUAUCAUUUGGUUGUUAUUGAUAAAAAAUAAAAAUAAAAAACACUGACCUAUCCUAGCCAAGGCGAUGUUGCUGAGCUGUACGUUUCCAUCAUUUUCCAUUACAGAAAUAAAGGAAAUAAAGUUUUAAUACUUAA
Molecule: messenger RNA, 2619 nt
Organism: Carassius carassius (crucian carp)
Lineage: Eukaryota; Metazoa; Chordata; Actinopteri; Cypriniformes; Cyprinidae
Product: GATA-binding factor 2-like
Exons: 6
Coding region: 464-1834 (456 amino acids)
Biological process (GO): cell fate commitment; negative regulation of transcription by RNA polymerase II; positive regulation of angiogenesis
Cellular component (GO): nucleus
Molecular function (GO): DNA-binding transcription factor activity, RNA polymerase II-specific; RNA polymerase II cis-regulatory region sequence-specific DNA binding; zinc ion binding
Source: RefSeq, a predicted model, not a curated record